Nothobranchius furzeri (turquoise killifish) is the source of this 3472-nucleotide messenger RNA. RefSeq names its product stress-associated endoplasmic reticulum protein 1. The record is from RefSeq and is a predicted model, not a curated record. Gene Ontology annotation, biological process: endoplasmic reticulum unfolded protein response. Gene Ontology annotation, cellular component: endoplasmic reticulum. Lineage: Eukaryota; Metazoa; Chordata; Actinopteri; Cyprinodontiformes; Nothobranchiidae.
CUGUGUCACGUGACGGGGGCAGGCAGCUUCUGAGCUAGCAGCUAACGGUUAGCCUUGCUGGACGGUACCGAGCGGAGCGGAAACAGGACUGGAGACUUCAUAUCAGACGGGUUGUUCGGUAGCAGCUUGAUCCAGUUCCCCGUUUCCUCAGGUCCGGGCUGUUGUUCACCGGGAACAUGUCGGCGGUGCAGCGGAUGAAGGUGGCGAACGAACGGCACAGCAAGACGAUCACACAGCGGGGACACGUCCAGAAGACAUCGAGACCUGUUAACGAGGACAAGUCUCCGGUGGGGCCGUGGCUGCUGGCGCUCUUCGUCUUUGUGGUUUGUGGAUCAGCCAUCUUUCAAAUCAUCCAGAGCAUCCGACAGGGCAUGUGAUGACCUCUGACCCCAGAGCCAAGCCUGCCUUCAGGACCCCAACACACACACACACACACGUUUUUCUGUCUAUGUGGGGCCUUUUGUUUACCUGCUGCCUGUUUAUAAACUUUGGAAUAAAUAAUGAGCUUUUUAACCUUAUUUAACCAGAUGAGUCCUUCUCAUCUACGAUGACAUCAUCUGGUUAAGAGGAAGCGACAGAGACACAAGUAGCUUUGGACCGGGAACAGACAUGUUAGAUAAAAACACUGUCCCCACUCCUCAGACAUGUCCCCACUCCUCAGACAUGUCCCCACUGCUCAGACCUGUCCCCUCUGCUCAGACCUGUCCCCUCUGCUCAGACCUGUCCCCACUCCUCAGACAUGUCCCCUCUGCUCAGACCUGUCCCCACUCAUCAGACCUGUCCCCUCUGCUCAGACCUGUCCCCACUCCUCAGACAUGUCCCCACUCCUCAGACAUGUCCCCACUCCUCAGACAUGUCCCCACUCCUCAGACAUGUCCCCACUCCUCAGACAUGUCCCCACUCCUCAGACAUGUCCCCACUCAUCAGACCUGUCCCCUCUGCUCAGACCUGUCCCCUCUGCUCAGACCUGUCCCCACUCCUCAGACAUGUCCCCACUGCUCAGACCUGUCCCCACUCCUCAGACAUGUCCCCACUCCUCAGACAUGUCCCCUCUGCUCAGACCUGUCCCCACUCAUCAGACAUGUCCCCUCUGCUCAGACCUGUCCCCACUCAUCAGACCUGUCCCCUCUGCUCAGACCUGUCCCCACUCCUCAGACAUGUCCCCACUCCUCAGACAUGUCCCCACUCCUCAGACAUGUCCCCACUCCUCAGACAUGUCCCCACUCCUCAGACAUGUCCCCACUCCUCAGACAUGUCCCCACUCCUCAGACCUGUCCCCACUCAUCAGACCUGUCCCCUCUGCUCAGACCUGUCCCCUCUGCUCAGACCUGUCCCCACUCCUCAGACAUGUCCCCACUCCUCAGACAUGUCCCCACUCCUCAGACAUUUCCCCACUCCUCAGACAUGUCCCCACUCAUCAGACCUGUCCCCUCUGCUCAGACCUGUCCCCUCUGCUCAGACCUGUCCCCUCUGCUCAGACCUGUCCCCAAUCCUCAGACCUGUCCCCUCUGCUCAGACAUGUCCACACACCUCUGACCUGUCCCCAAUCCUCAGACCUGUCCCCUCUGCUCAGACCUGUCCCCAAUCCUCAGACCUGUCCCCUCUGCUCAGACCUGUCCCCACUCCUCAGACCUGUCCCCACUCCUCAGACAUGUCCACACACCUCAGACCUGUCCCCUCUGCUCAGACCUGUCCCCUCUGCUCAGACCUGUCCCCUCUCCUCAGACCUGUCCCCUCUGCUCAGACCUGUCCCCUCUCCUCAGACCUGUCCCCUCUGCUCAGACAUGUCCACACACCUCAGACCUGUCCCCUCUCCUCAGACCUGUCCCCUCUGCUCAGACCUGUCCCCUCUGCUCAGACCUGUCCCCUCUGCUCAGACCUGUCCCCUCUGCUCAGACCUGUCCCCUCUGCUCAGACAUGUCCCCACUGCUCAGACCUGUCCCCACUCCUCAGACAUGUCCCCACUGCUCAGACAUGUCCCCACUCAUCAGACCUGUCCCCACUCCUCAGACAUGUCCCCACUCCUCAGACAUGUCCCCACUCCUCAGACAUGUCCCCACUCAUCAGACCUGUCCCCUCUGCUCAGACCUGUCCCCUCUGCUCAGACCUGUCCCCACUCCUCAGACAUGUCCCCACUCCUCAGACAUGUCCCCACUCCUCAGACAUUUCCCCACUCCUCAGACAUGUCCCCACUCAUCAGACCUGUCCCCUCUGCUCAGACCUGUCCCCUCUGCUCAGACAUGUCCACACACCUCUGACCUGUCCCCAAUCCUCAGACCUGUCCCCUCUGCUCAGACCUGUCCCCAAUCCUCAGACCUGUCCCCUCUGCUCAGACCUGUCCCCACUCCUCAGACCUGUCCCCACUCCUCAGACAUGUCCACACACCUCAGACCUGUCCCCUCUGCUCAGACCUGUCCCCUCUGCUCAGACCUGUCCCCUCUCCUCAGACCUGUCCCCUCUGCUCAGACCUGUCCCCUCUCCUCAGACCUGUCCCCUCUGCUCAGACAUGUCCACACACCUCAGACCUGUCCCCUCUCCUCAGACCUGUCCCCUCUGCUCAGACCUGUCCCCUCUGCUCAGACCUGUCCCCUCUGCUCAGACCUGUCCACACACCUCAGACCUGUCCCCUCUGCUCAGACCUGUCCCCUCUGCUCAGACAUGUCCCCACUGCUCAGACCUGUCCCCACUCCUCAGACAUGUCCCCACUGCUCAGACAUGUCCCCACUCAUCAGACCUGUCCCCUCUGCUCAGACCUGUCCCCUCUGCUCAGACCUGUCCCCUCUGCUCAGACCUGUCCCCUCUGCUCAGACCUGUCCCCUCUCCUCAGACCUGUCCCCUCUGCUCAGACCUGUCCCCUCUCCUCAGACCUGUCCCCUCUGCUCAGACCCGACCCUGCUGUACUGAUGUAAAGCUCCCGUUGUCCCCACAACGACAGAAGGACAGGAAGACCUGAAUAUCUGCUGUUUUAACUUUCUCUGUGAAGCUGAUCCCUGAUCAGCCUUUGAUGUUUUAAUGCUACUUCCUGUCAGCCGUCCAGCUGCCUGUCUCUGAUUUAAAGGACAUUCUGCUGUUUGACCCCAGACAGGAAGUGGGGGGGGGGGGUAUUUAUAGAUAUUUAUGGAGCUCUGAUAGCGGUCGUCUCUAAAGCCAUAAACCAGAUGUUUGACUAAAGAAAUGAAGUAACAGGUCCAGCUUCCUGUAAGCUAACCCACAGCUUCCUGUCAGACUUUCAGAAUAAAACUGUUCCUGGUGAAGACCUGAAAGGGUUCUGGGUCAGGAGGAACAGUUCUAUGAGACGUUUUUCCUUCCAUGGUGUGAAACAGCAGACUGGUCCUUUAGGUUGGGUCUGGACCCAAAAGAACCAGUUCUGCUUUCAGUGUAGAACACCGUCAUGUGACCAUGAGGAUCCUAUCAGACACCUGCUGGACGUCCUGACACUUUUAUACAAAAUAAACAUGAAAUAUUUUCUCUA